Molecule: messenger RNA, 4204 nt
Organism: Delphinapterus leucas (beluga whale)
Lineage: Eukaryota; Metazoa; Chordata; Mammalia; Artiodactyla; Monodontidae
Source: RefSeq, a predicted model, not a curated record
CUCGUCCUGCGGGCCCUCACCGCCCUCCCCCCACCAGACACGGAAGACCCGAGUGCGGGGCGCCUGCUCACGUGCCCGCAGCCCAGGCCGCGGUGUCCAGGAAGAUGGGGUUCCUAUUUCUCACAGGAGUGUGAUGGCGCGUGGGAGAGGGUUACAGGCGGAGGUACCGGCAUGUGUAAAGGCUUUGAGGACAUUGCCAUGUACUUCUCCUGGGAGGAAUGGGGCCUCCUUGAUGAGGCUCAGAGAUGCCUGUACCUCGAAGUGAUGCUGGAGAACUCUGCACUUGUAUCCUCGCUGAAGAGUUUACUUUAUGUUGUAUAACUACUUUGAGAUUCAUCAAUGACAUUAUGUGAAUACUUCACCUUUUUCUUUCGGUGCUUCUGAGAAACAAAUGGGGCUUCCUAGAACCCUCUGGUCCACUGGAAGACGUGUCUUCAGGUUACUGAGGUCUCAUUGUGGAAUCCCAGGGAAUCUGUGGGCCACUCUAGAGUUCCCCAAGAUUUACUUCACUGACUGUGACAGGGAGGUGAUGAAGGUGUUCACCGUAGCCUCUGUGACGAACGUUUCUUGGCCAAGGUAGACUCCGGGAAUCUCCUCCUGCGCAGCUGUGGAAACUACACUACCCAGAGGGCAAUGCGCCCAAUGGUGGCGGAGUUGAGCCAAUGAAAGCCCAGGGCAGAGGUCGGGUCGCCCAAUCAGAGGCUCGGGGCCAGGGGUCCUAAAAGAGAAGGCGUCAGAGGCCUCCACAGAGGUGGAUCCAAGGCUUGGCGGUCGCGCACCUCGGGGUGACCCGUAACAGGCUGAGAUCAGGACCUCCACGCCUCACAGACUCCGCUUCGUCCACAGACUCCGAUGGCGGCGGCGGCGCUGAGGGACCCGCCUCAGGUCCAGAGCUUAGAUGACAUCUGUCUACCCACCUGCCUGUUGUUGAAGGCUGAUACAGUGAUCAAUAGGACCAUGAUGAGACAAUGGGUAUCAGUGCCACCUGAGCUUGGAAAUCUUCAUGAGGGUAUGAAAUUUGAGGAUGUGGCCAUUGACUUCUCCCAGGAGGAGUGGGGGCUCCUUGAUGAGGCUCAGAGACUCCUGUACUACAAUGUGAUGCUGGAAAACUUUGCACUUGUAGCAUCCCUGGGUUGUUGCCAUGGAACAGAAGAUGAGGAGGCCCCUUCUGAGCAGAGUAUAUCUGUAGAAGGAGAGUCACAGGUUAGGGCUUCUAAGGCAGGUCCAUCCACCCAGAAGACCCACCCCUGUGAGAUGUGUGUCCCCAUCUUAAAAGAUAUUUUGCAGCAAGCUGAGCACCAAAGAGUAUACCCUUUGCAGAAACCAGACUUGGGUGGCACAUAUGUGAGAUGCUUCUGUUUCAUUGCAAACCUUCGCCAGCAACAGAAGCAUGACAGUGGAGAGAAGCCCUGGAAGAGAGAUGUGGACAGGGCCUCGCUUGUGAGGAGCUGCAACUUCUUUGUGCCAGGGAAGCCUUUCACCUGUGGGGAGGUUGGGGAGGACUUCCCAGCCACUUUGGGCCUUCUCCAGCACCAGGCCACACCCAACAGUGAGGAACUACAGAGUGGCAGCAAGAGUGGACAGGCCUUUCACAGUGAAAAAAGUCAUUGCAAGUGGGGUGAAUGUGAAAAAGUUGCCAGCCACAGCCACACACUUGUUCAAGAUAAAAGUGUCCACUCUAAAGAAGGGCUUUAUGAGUGUAACAAAUGUAGGAAAGCCUUCAACUGCAACUACAGACUUGUUCAGCACCAGCAAAUUCACACUGGACAAAGGCCAUAUGAGUGUGGUGAAUGUGGGAAAUUCUUUAGCCAUAUCUCUGGCCUUGUUAAACACCAGAGAAUUCACAGUGGCACAAAGCCUUAUGGAUGCAGAGAACGUGAAAAAUUAUUUACCCACAACUUUAGUCUUAGAAAACACCAGAAAAUUCACACUGGAGAAAGGACUUAUGAAUGCAGUGAAUGUGGAAAAGUCUUCAGUCACAAAUCCAAACUCAUUCACCACCAGAGACAACACACUGGAGGAAUGCAUUUUGAGUGUGGUGAGUGUGGGAAAUUCUUUAGCUACAAAUCCAACCUCAUUGAACACCAGAGAGUUCACACUAAAGAAAGACCUUAUGAGUGCAGUGAAUGUGGGAAGUCCUUUAGACAAAGUUCUAGCCUUUUCCGACACCAGAGAGUUCACACUGGAGAAAGGCCUUAUGAGUGCAGUGAAUGUGGGAAAGCCUUUAGACAAAUAUUUAAUCUCAUUCGACAUGGUAGAGUUCACACUGGAGAAAUGCCUUAUGAGUGUAGCGAAUGUGGGAAAUCUUUUAGCUGCAAGUCUGAACUCGUUCAACACCAGAGAAUUCACAGUGGAGAAAGGCCUUAUGUGUGCAGUGAAUGUGGGAAGUCCUUUAGACAGUUCUCUAACCUCAUUCGACACCGGAGUGUUCAUACUGGAGAAAGACCAUAUGAGUGCAGUGUUUGUGGAAAAUCCUUUAGUCGCAAAUUUAUCCUCAUUCAACAUCAGAGAGUUCACACUGGAGAAAGACCUUACAAGUGCACUGAAUGUGGAAAAUCUUUUACCCGCAAAUCUGACCUCAUUCAACACCAGAGAAUUCAUACUGGCACAAGACCUUAUGAGUGCAGUGAAUGUGGGAAAUCCUUUAGACAACGCUCUGGGCUUAUUCAACACCAGAGAAUUCAUUCUGGAGAAAAGCCUUAUGAAUGUGGGGAAUGUGGGAAAUCCUUUAGCCAAAGUGCUAGCCUCAUUCAACAUCAGAGAGUUCACACUGGGGAAAAACCAUAUGAGUGUAAUGAGUGUGGGAAAUCCUUUAGCCAAAGUUCUAGCCUCAUUCAACACCAGAGAAGGCACACUGGUGAGAGGCCUUAUGAGUGCAGUGAAUGUGGGAAACUCUUUACCCACAAAUCUGACCUCAUUCAACACCAGAGAGUUCACACGGGAGAAAGACCUUAUGAAUGUAGUGAAUGUGCGAAAUCCUUUAGCCGCAAACCUAACCUCCUCAGACACUGGAGAGUUCAUGCUGGAGAAAAGCCUUAAAUGUGCAGGGAAUGUUUUAUUUCCUCACUCAGUAUAGCAAUACUGGAGGAGACUGUGUGAGAGCCAUUUAACUGAAUUUAAACCUCAUUUAUUCAAACAUCCACCAUGCAAGAUUGCUCAUAAGUUUCAGUUACAUCUAAGGCUUUAAGGAGAUGCAUUAUACCUUGUAACCUGCCCAGAGCUGCUGUUAGAUUUAUGUCACUGCCACUUUCUGUGGCUGAAGCCAUUUCACCCCUGUACAUAAGGCACCACUCCAACAGGCUCAGGAAAGCUGAACUCUGUUCUCCCAUCUGCGUGAGGAAAUUAUGAAUAGCCCAAACCCUUAGCAGGAUCCUCAUUUCUUUCUCUCUGAUGUUAGGGAAUGGACCUUACCCAGGUUGGGUCCAAAGGACCUAUCCUCAGCUUGCUAAGAAGGACUACCUUUUUCAGGGACAUCAUUGUUCUCACAUCAUACUUGUGAUGAAUUUUUCCAGGUUCUAAUUUACCAACGUGGAAACUGCUUGCUGCAUGUUGCUCUGGUUUGUGAUCUUUUGUAAAGGCCUCCUCUUGCAUUUUUAAUUUUGGUGGUUCUUUUCUCUCUUCCAUGGGGGUUUGGAAGCAGAAUUGUGAUCUGUUAGCAUGUAGAGGUGAACAGAUUAAUUUGCAUUGCUUCCCAAGGCCUUGAAAGGAAGACUGCAGGUCUCUGUGGUCCUAAUUGGUGGACUGGUGCCAGGAUUUUCGGAGAGGUCAGAAGCCACCCUGAAGAGGAGGCCUUUGUUGUGAGAACCCCCAGUGCUUCUGUGACCAACAUGAAUUUUAUUCCCUUGUUCACAUAAUUCCCAGCACCAUUGAGGGGACCUCGUCCCCAGGUCCUAUAAAGGAGCCAUGUGCCACGAUAUACAAAUUUUCAAUGACAUUUUCAGUGUCAUUUAUUGUUAGACUACAAGGGUCAGGUAGAACCAUAAUUUGUGUUACUGAACCAAACUCAGGUCCACUUGCCCAUGUGCAGCACAGCCAAUCUACUGACGCAAGGUUGUGAUGAAGUGAAGUACAGCAUUUACUGUAGGGCAUCAAGCAAGAAGAAUGGGCAGCUAAUGUUCAAAAGACCUGAACUCCCCAGUGGUUUUCAAGGAAGGGUUUUUUUUUUUUUGCGGUAUGCGGGCCUCUCACUGUUGUGGCCUCUCCC